AAAGAUAGAAAAGCCAGUUUUUUAUUAAGUCUCUUAUGUAUUCCUGAACCAUCUUCAGUUCUGCUGUUGCUUCUUUGAAUCAAACUACUUGCAAGUCAUCGAAAUUUUCUGCGGGAUUUCAGGCAUUGUUGUUCAGCAUUUAAAAACACGAAAUGUCCAGUUCAAAGUUUCAAAGUUUACAAGGCCUUCGCGGAAUUUCUAUUAUUCUAGUACUAAUCUUCCACCUAUUUCCCAAAAUUUUCAGCAACGGAUUUGUGGGAGUUGAUAUGUUUUUUGUGCUUUCUGGAUACUUGAUGACUAAAAUUCUGUCAAAAGAAUUUACAUUAAAAUCGGUUCUGAUUUUUUAUAAAAAUCGAUUCAUUAGAAUAAUUCCACUGUACUAUUUGACAAUAUUUGGAACAAUUAUUGGUGUUCUCUGUCUUGUACUACGAACUGAACGAUCUGAUUUCUUAUUUGAUGUCAGGUGGUGUCUCCCAUUGAUUUCAAAUUUUCAACCAAUAUUUGAACAUCAUUCUUACUGGGAUCAAGUAUCUACAAUUCGGUAUUUAACUCAUCUCUGGUCGCUUUGCACAGAACUGCAGUAUUACCUGAUGGCACCUAUUAUUUACUUCAUAGCUUCAAACCUCUCAAAUUCAAAUCGUAUAUUUGGUUAUUCUCUUGCAAUAAUUAUAUUGUUCUUAUUUCAACUUUUAACUCCAUUUGAACUCUCAUAUUGUUUUCUCGCAUCAAGAGUUUGGCAGUUUUUACUUGGAUCAGUAGCAUUUGAUCUGUCACAGAAGAAUAACGAGACUAUGGAUUUUUAUAUUGAGAUGAAGAAAAAUAAGGAAAAUUGGAAUCUAUUUGAUAUUGUUCCUUAUAUAUUUCUAGCUGUAUUAACGACAGUACUCAUUUUACCAUGGAUGUUUGGAGAGCACCUCACACGAUUUGCAAUGUCGAUUUGCGCGGCAAUAUUGUGCCUUUUAUGUGGUCGUCUGGAAAAUUCAUUUUUAACAUUUCCUCCGUUGGCAUUUAUUGGUGAUAUUUCCUAUGUUACUUACCUGAUUCACUGGCCAGUCAUCAAUUUUGUAAAGUACAUUCAACAAAAAGAUCAUCUGAAUUUGGAAGUUUAUGAAGCUGUAAUUGCAAUUUUUGUAGUUUUUGUGUUAUCUCUACUUUCACAUUUUCUCAUCGAGAAGAAACUGUCCCAGUUUGAUUUCUAUAUCAACUUUACAAUUACCGCUUUCACGAUUGGAAUGUGUUUAGCCAUGAUUCCAUGGAUUGAAAAUAAUCAAUGUCUUGCCAUGAAAACAUUAUCUAAUCCUUUGAUUGAAAAUGCUGAAUUUAACUUUAAUAAAUCCAACACAAUCAUUCCAAUUUCGGAUCUUGGCUGUGAUUUUAAUGAAACUACUGCGAAAUUGCCCUUGAACACGUUUGGUAUUGAAUAUUGUUCAAAAAAAGGAAAUGGCACCGGAACUAUAAUGGUAAUUGGAAAUUCGCUUUCGAUACGAGCUUUUUCGACUAUUUUCAAGCUUUUUGACGGAAGAUAUGAAGAAAUUCGAUUAUUUGCAAAACAUGGUGGAGCUCCACUUCUAAAUAUUGUCCCACUGUAUAAUGCAGUUGUUCUUGACAUGGCAAGAGAUAUUAAACCUGAUCUUUUGUGGAUUAUUCAGGGAAUGAACGAAAUCACUUUUCAUGGUACCUCUAACACCUACAACUUCGAGUCAAAUGCUCUUGAUGAAGUGAUUCCUAAGACGUUGGAUACAUUCAAGACUGUUGCGAAAAUGGUUUUCAUUGAUCUUCCAUAUUAUGUUACAAUAGACUAUCCAGCAAAGUUGAUGGCAAGAAGCUUGAUUUAUAGAAAAAAUCUGGAAGAAAAGUUGGCGGUCAACUUUAAGACCGUCAACAGACAACUUUCAGACCAAACUGAUAGACUAUUGAAUGCUAAUUGCAGUAAUUGUCAAUUUAAUGAUAUUCAGAAGGCUCUCACGAAUGGAUCCGACAAGUUUUAUCUCUUCGAAAAAGAUACCUAUAAAGCAUUGACUUACGAUGGAUCUCACUUGACACUUACCGGAUUUAAAUAUAUUGAACCCAUUUACCAAAAAGGAAUUGAUAGUUACUUUCAAAUGUUAGAUUCCAGUGAAAACCUCUAAUUUUUUAUCCUUAUUUCUGAUUUUCAGAUCUUAUUUGUAUAUUUAGAUAUAUAAAAUAGUGUCCAAU
This is a messenger RNA of Caenorhabditis elegans, 2196 nucleotides long. RefSeq names its product Acyl_transf_3 domain-containing protein (gene oac-29). Bases 153 to 2129 code for a protein of 658 amino acids. The transcript is spliced from 12 exons. Gene Ontology annotation, molecular function: acyltransferase activity, transferring groups other than amino-acyl groups. NCBI's taxonomy places the organism in Eukaryota, Metazoa, Nematoda, Chromadorea, Rhabditida, Rhabditidae. The record is from RefSeq and is marked reviewed.